Molecule: messenger RNA, 492 nt
Organism: Fonsecaea nubica
Lineage: Eukaryota; Fungi; Ascomycota; Eurotiomycetes; Chaetothyriales; Herpotrichiellaceae
Exons: 2
Coding region: 1-492 (163 amino acids)
Source: RefSeq, a predicted model, not a curated record
AUGGCCAGUCAGGCAAGGAAGCCGCCCACACCUCUGACGCCCACCUACGAAGAAGCGCUGAACCAAGUGCAUCAGAUUGUCGGAUACCCGGCCAGUACCUUGCCGAUCAAGGACAUCCAAAAGCUCUGCAACACCAAUGACGGUCGUCACUCUCCUGGCGCCGUCGUCGGAAUCUCCAUCUGCGCCAUCGUCUGCUUCGACUGGAUCGCUCGAUACUCUUACCUCGCAUCACCUUUCUGGCUCCAGCACGUGAGACGCUGUCUGGGAAUGCAACCAGCGUCACGAACGCCCAUCUCCCACCUUCCGCUGCCGUCGCACGGUCAUUAUCAUCGUUAUUAUAGUAGCGAUAAUGACAGUCUUAGCAUCGGUGCCGACGAACUUCCGACUCAACACCCUUCCUCUUCCGUGGGAGGAGGAGUCAUCACGCAUCAUCACGCGACCCCAGCGGAUGUACCUCCGGCCAAAUUCAAAGGACACCUUACCUCUUUAUGA